GAGCAGAUACCGAUGCCAACAUGUCCUUGAUUCUGUUCAGGGAGAACUGGGACAGUGGGACCCUCGCUCUGAAGGAGUCCAACAAGUCUAACAAGUUUGAGAGGAACCAGAUGGACGAAUUCACCUUUCCUGACAUGCUGAGCCUGGGAGAGCUCUGCAAAGUGAGGAUCUGGCAUGACAACAAAGGAAUUGCACCAGGCUGGUACCUGAAAUAUACUGAUGUGACAGACUCUGCCAUGGACAAGACAUUUCGCUUCCAGUGUGAUCGCUGGCUGGCUAAAGGUGAAGAUGAUGGGCAGCUCAUAAGAGAACUGGCUUGUGCCAAUAACAACAUCCUGGAACUGAAGGAAUGGACCGCCUAUGAGAUUGUCACAGUGACAAGUGACAGAGAGGAUGCAGAGACCAAGGAAAACAUCUGGAUCAUCUUAGAAGGAAAGAUGGGUUGCUUGAAAGAAUUCCUUAUGGAAAACUCCUCUAAGAAAAGGAGAUUUGAAAGGGCAUCAAGAGACACAUUUCAGUUUUCUUCAAAGAAUGUUGGUGAUGUUGCAGCCAUCUGCGUUGGUCACUGUCCAAAUGAUGGAAAAAAAGUCAUCAGCAAAAGGCAAGUUGUUUGGUAUCCGAUCCCUUCCAUGCCCUUAACCCGCUGUGAACUUUCCCUCGGCAAGUACUUCUUCAGGUGCAACAUGAAAAUCCCUCUGCAGUACAAGAGAUGGGACUACAAAGUCUUCGAGUGUGCCAAGGUCACCGAGAGCUUCGCCAGCAAAGCCCAGAGCUUGGUGCCUGUCGAGACCAUUGUGGUGACGGGCUUCAAGAAGGGAGCCAGUACCGAUGCCAACGUGUUCAUCACCAUCUUCGGGCUCAACGGCGACUCAGGAAAGCGGGUGCUGAAGCACAAGUUCAGGAACCUCUUCAAAUGGGGCAAAACCAACCGCUUCUACCUGAAGACAUUGGACAUGGGGGAGCUGAAGAAGGUCCAGAUUGAGCAUGACAACAGCGGGCUGGCACCCGGUUGGCUGGUGGAGCAGGUGAUCACAAACUCGGCUACCGGUGUCACCACCAUAUUUCCCUGUGGGAAGUGGCUGGAUGAGAACCGAGGGGAUGGUUUGAUCUGGAGAGAGCUCUUCCCUAGAUACUGA
Molecule: messenger RNA, 1136 nt
Organism: Tinamus guttatus (white-throated tinamou)
Lineage: Eukaryota; Metazoa; Chordata; Aves; Tinamiformes; Tinamidae
Source: RefSeq, a predicted model, not a curated record